AUGAAUCUUGCUAAACGUUUGUUAACAAUCACAAUUGAAUCAUUGUCUGGUCAAUAUGAUUAUCCUGCUAGAAUUAUUAUGCAUCAAGAAAUAAAAAAAACACCAUUUAUGGUAGAAUUUUCAACAGCAACAUACAGACGACAAUAUUCUGAUUCAGCUCGUAGUUCACGUAGUAUUGCCAUGAAAAUUCAUACAGAUGAAGAAGAAUAUAAUAUAUUUUCAGUUAACUUUCUUGAAAUUUUAGUACGUGACCCAACUCAAGAACCAGUUGUCAUUUGUUCACAACAACGUCAUCUAAAUAGUUUUCUUGUUCAUUGA
Molecule: messenger RNA, 318 nt
Organism: Rotaria socialis
Lineage: Eukaryota; Metazoa; Rotifera; Eurotatoria; Philodinida; Philodinidae
Source: the annotation of a GenBank genome assembly